AUGUGUGAAUGUCGCUUGGGCGCAGCCGCAUUUGGUAGCGUUAGCCGUAACUCCCUCACCACGAGUCAGGAGCGGCCAGACGUGCCCUGUGAUCUGGCCUUCAAGUUCAUCGAAAUCGAGCAAUGCUGUCACUUGACGUUUCCCGAUCGGUAUAACUAUAACGAGUUUCCUCGCCUCUGUCCUGUCCAUGGAUGCCUUUCCAAACCCAAUGUACAGAGAGAGGUCUCCUGUUUAGAGAAUUGUCUUUUGCACUGUCAAUCUAAAUUGCCUCAAAAAUUACCCAAAGUCGAAAAUGGACUCCCUAAGACUUUUGACAGUGUUGAGAGCUACCUGAAGCACAUCCAUGACUGUGAUUUUGCCUACCCCCAAACAUCUCCUGGUAACCCCGGUUCGGCAGCAGAUCCAUUCGAUAAACGCGUCAAGGCACUUCAGGUCGAUUGCAUGAUUUCUCGACCCAAAAGCCCUCCUGUCAUAGAAACCUUCUCAUUUCGAUCACGCAGACCGGGUGAAGUGGGGAUGACGAAGCCCACCUUUUUGGAGGGGGUUCGCUCUCAGGCGUAUAAAUACUGUCGUGAUCUUGGAUUAGUAGACGAAACCGCCAGACUAUUCAUUGCCGAAUUGAGACACACAUUCCCCGAGGGCUACGUCGAGCGUCCCGCAUGGCAACAUGUAACUCUCAACUUUCGACCCAACACCCUUGAACAUCUCAUGCUGAGAGCCUUCCCAGGGGACAAAUACUUUGUGUGUGGAAUUCGAUAUCAGGACUUUAACACCCCUGUUGAUUUACACUUUGGAGACCAGGUUGUAGAGAUAAUGCCAACCUGGAUACAGGAACAAACAACAGAGGCACCGAGACAACAAGGCCACGCGAGUAACAUGGACAACUUCCAAAUCAUGAUUGUUCCCUCACCUUUCCUGCAAAAGAUCCAACUGCGAGUCUAUGAUUGUCCCAUCAUUAAUGAGUUUAACAUCAAGAAGAAGACUCGGGAGAAUACAAGAAGUCAUCGAGAUUUGGGCUUCACUAUCCACCGUGGUCGCAUUGUCUACAUUGAUAGGGCUUCGCCCGCAAAGAUGUCCGGAUUCGAGCCGGAUUAUCAAAUAGUUGAAGUGGCUGGCGAAUCGGUGUUGGAGUAUGAUGACUCCCACAUCAUACGACUUAUUCGAACCGCUAUCGAGAGGAGUUCCACGAGAGCAACGGAGUUAGCGUUGGUUCCAUCGAGAAUCUACGAUAUCCUAAUGGAUCCUCGAAAGGGCAAGGUCUGCACCAUCGUUCGCGAUGCCGAAUUCGAUGUAAAUGCGUGGAGUGACAACAAGGUCUUCGGUGUGAGCGCUGAUGACGACGCGACUGACCAAAUCCUCGAACAAAAUUAG
Molecule: messenger RNA, 1371 nt
Organism: Echinococcus granulosus
Lineage: Eukaryota; Metazoa; Platyhelminthes; Cestoda; Cyclophyllidea; Taeniidae
Exons: 2
Coding region: 1-1371 (456 amino acids)
Molecular function (GO): protein binding
Source: RefSeq, a predicted model, not a curated record